Ornithorhynchus anatinus (platypus) is the source of this 1801-nucleotide messenger RNA. It is a transcript of the gene STARD4, whose product is annotated as StAR related lipid transfer domain containing 4. The transcript is spliced from 7 exons. The record is from RefSeq and is a predicted model, not a curated record. NCBI's taxonomy places the organism in Eukaryota, Metazoa, Chordata, Mammalia, Monotremata, Ornithorhynchidae. Gene Ontology annotation, cellular component: cytosol; endoplasmic reticulum. Bases 418 to 1041 code for a protein of 207 amino acids. Gene Ontology annotation, biological process: cholesterol import; cholesterol transport involved in cholesterol storage; intracellular cholesterol transport. Gene Ontology annotation, molecular function: cholesterol transfer activity; cholesterol binding.
CUCCAUCCCGCGCCGCCCGGCUAGUCUGCCGAGCGGGGGACGGAGGUGGCUCGGGACGCCGAUCCCGGCCCCGGGAGAUGGCUCGCUCAGAUUAAAGUUCCCGAGGGCAGCAAUUGCAUCAGAAUCUACUGCACUCUUCCAGGCGCUUACUUAAUACAGUGCUCUGCACAGAGGAAGCGCUCAAUAAGUGCUACCGAUUGGCUCUUAGUGAUUGGCUUGGAUACCCAGUGGAGUAUCUGGAGAAGAAUUCUUCUGUGAGCCUGAACUUGUAGCCACCUAGUAGAGGAGCCCUGCAUAUGUGAUCCUGAACGAGCAGGGUCUGAGACUGAGGGAAGCCUACUCCCCCUGAAGAGACCGGAGAGGGGAUCAGGACCUGUGCCAUCAGCACGAGGAUACCCACCGCUUUCAGGAGGAAAAAUGGAACACCUACCAGAUGUCUCUUCUCUUGCAAAUAAACUCCACAAUACUCUCAUCCAGUACCAUAACAUUGAAGAGGACAAGUGGCGACUUGUGAAGAAAACGAAAGAUGUAACAAUCUGGCGGAAACCAUCGGAGGAAUUCAACGGCUGGCUGUACAAAGCUCAGGGUGUUGUGGAGAAUGUUGCCAACAGGGUAAUUGAUCACAUUUGCCCAGGGCCCUGUCGUCUGGAUUGGGAUAGUCUAAUGACCACCAUGGAUAUCAUUGAGCAGUUUGAAGAGAAUUGCUGUGUGAUGCGUUACACCACUGCUGGCCAGCUGUGGAAUAUUAUUGCACCAAGAGAGUUUGUUGAUUUCUCCUACACCACCCAAUAUCAAGAGGGGCUCUUAUCCUGCGGUGUGAGUCUUAUCUACGGCGAGACGAGGCCCAACUUCAUCCGUGGCCACAAUCAUCCCUGCGGCUGGUUCUGUGUGCCCCUUCCAGGCAAUCCGAAGCACAGUCUCUUGACGGGCUACAUCCAGACUGAUCUGCGAGGGCUGCUUCCUCAGUCUGCAGUCGAUACUGCCAUGGCUAGUACGCUGGCCAAUUUUUACAGCGACCUCAGGAAAGCACUGAAGGCUUGACCGGAACUGGCCUAGCCAUGCUGUCCUGCAUCUCCCCCUGCUCCAUCCUCUCCCGUACAUGCACGCACCUGUAGGCUUCACAUAUUCUCUCCCCCGCCCCUCUUCCUGUAUUGCCUUCUACAGCUCAGAGAAGGGCAGACGGUUUGGUUCAUAGUCUACUUGUCUCCUUGACUCCCAGUGCUCACAGUUGGCCAUGGUCGGGGUCUGGAGAGAGAAGUGUGGAGAGAGCAGAGAGCUUUUAAACCUGUGCUUAAAUAGUACCAAGCUACGAAUGUACCGACACACCACCAGCCCGAGGUAUUUACUCUCCUGCAAGGACUAAUAGGCCCCGGUUUCCACGUAACUCUCUUCUGCUGCUUGGGUGAUGUUGAAAGCACAAACUUCCUUUGACUUCCAAAGAAACCUUUCAUUCUCUAGAAAUAUUUAUUUUACACAAAUCUAGGUGUUUUUUUUAAUCAUUUGUGAUUUAGACUAUUUUUAAAAUUUGUAUAUUUUUAUUCGUUUUAAAAUUUUCUAUGCCCUUUUUGCCAUUUUCAACCACUUGCUUACCAUGAUAGGAUCCUGGAUUAGCAAAUCACGGUUAAGAUGUGUGGUGAUGUAGCGGAAGCAGGCAAAGAGAAAGCGUGCGUCUUGCACCUGCCAUUGCAUUCCCUGGGAGCUGGGCGGCCCAUCCUGGUUGAAGUGGGCUGGAAAAGCAGCAUGGCUUAGUGGAAAGAGCAUUAGCCUGGGAGUCAGAGGACCUGGCUUUCAAUCCCAGAUC